ACUGUUUGACCUAAGGCACAAAUGCAUUAGAGAAGGAUCUUUCGACGUCUCAUCAUACUUGUUUGUCCAGGAUGAGGAUCAAAUUGAGUGUGAUCCUGGUUCUCUGUCUCACGAGCCUCGAGUUAGUAUCAGCAUACAUAAUCACACCUCUCUCAAGAUCCCAUAACCAUGUUAAUACUUUCCAGCAUUGUUGCUUUUCGCAGAACUCUCGGCGUAAAGGCAGGACAUGCCAGCUCAGCAUGUUGGAUCUGCCUACCCUGAGUGAACUGAGCAGCAAUGCCCAUCUCCAUGAUCUCAAUGCUUUUGCGCACAACACGUUUUUGAAUCUUGCGACGGCUUACGAUGAAAAUGCUGCCUCUUUAUCACCGGCCGAUGAGACUCUGCAAACCAUGAUCAAGGCUGUUGACAUCGGCCCAGGAUCUGAAAAUCUGCAGCGGGCGUUGUCGAUAAUUGUCAACACGCCUGGAGUAAGACAAGUGCUACAGUUUACGCUGCCACCUCUCGCAUUGAUCAUCUCCCAAGCCAUAGAAGCGUUUCUUCCUAACUACAUGAAGUUGCUGGAUGCAGUGUCAAAGACCGGUGGACACGAGGGCUUGCUCCCUGAAGGCAUUGAUGUCACAAUGAGGGCGGUGCAACGGCUUGCUGCCCAGGGCGAGAUCAUUCGAGCUUUCCGUGUGUUGCAAGCGGCAUGGCCUACCACUCCCUUGCGAGCUGGAGUCGUUGGAGCUGUUCUCUUGUCGUUUUAUGCUUUGACACCCCCAGGCCUU
Messenger RNA from Guillardia theta CCMP2712, 767 nucleotides. RefSeq lists its product as hypothetical. NCBI's taxonomy places the organism in Eukaryota, Cryptophyceae, Pyrenomonadales, Geminigeraceae. The annotation marks the transcript as partial. The record is from RefSeq and is a predicted model, not a curated record. The transcript is spliced from 3 exons.